Messenger RNA from Oncorhynchus tshawytscha (Chinook salmon), 6195 nucleotides. Its product is annotated as solute carrier family 35 member F5. The transcript is spliced from 15 exons. Gene Ontology annotation, cellular component: membrane. Gene Ontology annotation, biological process: regulation of peptide transport. NCBI's taxonomy places the organism in Eukaryota, Metazoa, Chordata, Actinopteri, Salmoniformes, Salmonidae. The coding region runs from base 1917 to 3419 and encodes 500 amino acids. The record is from RefSeq and is a predicted model, not a curated record.
AGAAGAAGAAUUAGGAGUGUUAAUGGGAGGCAUUAAUGUUAUGAAGAAUCGAGAGACAGGGUGUAGUAGUGUGAUUCUGCUGGGUCCCAGACCAUAGCGUUGAGUGGAUCAAAUGAAAAGGAAUAUUCCUAGUGUUUGUGACACCUGCCGUUUGGUGAGAUGUAGACCCGGUGGCAAUGGCGCAACUGAGAAUACCGUCUCUCUUGUUGAGCGUUGACAGAGAGUUUUUACCCCGAUAAAGUCAGGUUAGGUUAUAUUUUCUAUUCUGUCAGGUCCUAUGUUCCGAACUGGCUACGGUGCAUUAGGUUCCCACGAUGUGAGAAAUGUGCAGGAGGGCAUAGUUAGAGGAACAUUACAGUUGGAAUGAGAAAGCACGUGUGUCAACUGUUGGCGUGCCCAUGAAGCUGGGGAUCCAAAGUGCCCUGUGAGAGAGACAGGUUGAGAUUACCAGAGUUUGAGAGGGUACGUUUCCUAUGCUGAGGCAGUGAAGAGGGUAGAGGACUGAAAUGUGACCGAAAUGUGCAAUUCGCACUCUGACCUGCGAAAGACAGCAAUAUGCAACACAGCGUCUAGUCUGCCGGAAAGCCACAAUAAGAAUUUCGCUACAGUUCUAAACUGUAUAUCAAGUCUCAAAUGAGUCUAAAAACUGGACAAUAUUGUGGCUGCAGCAGAAACGUUUUGGGGAUUUAAGGAUUUUACAUUUGAAGACCGGAAAAACUGCACUCCCAGGUUCCCCUUGAGCCUGUGUAGGCGAAGAAGUAACGACCACGUCAAAAAGAACGAAGCCUACUUCCAUCUAACGGUAGCUAGGUAAAUACGAAUGGUUUGUUGUUGAUGUUGUCGGCUAAGCUAGCCAAUUUAGCCUGCUAAGUUAGCUGUAACGUUAAACUUCGAGAUAGCUAACAUUAGCUAUCUAACAAUGGCCUCCGUAUAUUUCUACAGUACUACAGGUCCUAUAUUGCAACAAAAAAGACAUUGCUAGCUAUAUUGUAAACUAGCUAGUUAGCUACAUGCAAAUUAGACAGAUGCUAACAAGCUUGUGAGUCGUGGUGAGCAGAGGAAGAAAUUGUUGCUCUUGCUAGCUCACGUUAGGUAUCGAAAGGUCUUAAUUUGAAGAUGAUGCGGCCUUAUGGUUAGAAGGGAAUACAUGUACCAUACGCUGUCAGGGAGGUACAGGAAGCAAUCGUUGAAGUGGAGAAUCAGGUUUUCUAUAGAUAACCCAGACAGUGUUCUUUAUCAGACUGAAGGUACGCCUGAGGGUGGAGACGAUCGGGUUCCUAGAGGUGUACUUUGACACUAGGCCAACCUGGGCAGAACGCAUCGAGAGACUGGUGAGAAAGUGUACAAAGGUUCUAAAUGUGAUAUGCCGCCUGACAGGGAUAGAGUGGGGUCUGGGCGUUCCUCACUUAGGACCAUGUAUUUAUUUGUGGGGAAACCAGUUCAAAAGAGCAAUUGAAUAUAUGUGAAAAUAAUGACUUAAAUUGAGUUUGUAAUGUCACAAAAAAGACAGUAGCUUUGGUUGAUGUUGCUCUGAACAAAAGCCACAUUUUGUGUGUCCUGGGAAACUGUUUUCACCAAACAGUUAGGCCUAGCCUAUGUCAUCUUUCUGGUUUCCAGAUGUCCAUAUGGAUUUUCACCCCAACAGCAACGUUCAGCGUUACAUAACAAUAUUCAUUGAUAAGAGAUUGCAGGUCAUGAGCUCUGUGCACAGCAGAUAGGAGGACUGUUGCACAAUUUUUCUCAUUAUCUACUUUGACACAGUUUCAGAUUCCUGCCUGACUGAGGAGAGUCAGAACGUCCAAAACGCUGAAAAAUCCUGUAUUAGGAUUUCCGGGUACUGUCACUGUGUCUGUCACAUCUGAAAAACAUCUAAGAUUUUGGUUUUUGGUAUAACAGUUUGUGAACAGUUUUUUUACAUGUGUUUGUGCGAUAAUGAGUUUGUGUGUUUGUCAAGCAGUGUCCAGAUGGUGUGGGUGUUCCUCAUGAACCGCAUGGGGUCUCAGGGCAGCACAGUGGCCCAGCGGAGACGCAUGGCCCUGGGGGUAGUCAUCCUCCUGCUGGUGGACAUCAUCUGGGUUGUCUCCUCUGAGCUCACCUCAUACAUAUUCAAGCGGCAGGAGUAUAACAAGCCCUUCUUCAGCACGUUCACCAAGACCUCCAUGUUUGUGCUGUACCUGCUGGGGUUCCUGCUGUGGCGGCCAUGGAGGCAGCAGUGCACGGGCAGUCUCCGGGGACGACACGCAGCCUUUUUUGCUGAUGCCGAGGCCUACUUUACCCCCUGUAUCAAUGACACCAGUUUGAAUGACCAUACCCUAAGUGAACCCUUGUAUGUUCCAGUGAAGUUUCAGGAUCUUCCGACUGAACAGACAAACUGUGCCAUUGGAGAUUGUGAUUCCACCUCUAAAAAGCAACGGGUGCGCUUCAGCAACAUCAUGGAGGUGCGCCAGCUCCCGUCCACACAGGCCCUGGAGGCCAAGCUAUCGCGCAUGUCCUACCCCGCCGCCAAGGACCACGAGUCCAUGCUCCGCACAGUGGGAAAGCUCACCGUCACCGAUGUGGCCAAGAUCAGCUUCUUCUUCUGCUUUGUGUGGUUCCUAGCAAACCUCUCCUACCAAGAGGCCCUGUCGGACACGCAGGUUGCCAUAGUGAACAUUCUGUCCUCCACUUCAGGUCUCUUCACCCUCAUCCUGGCGGCCAUAUUUCCCAGUAAUAGCAGCGACCGCUUUACUCUGUCCAAGCUCUUAGCUGUGGCUCUGAGCAUGGGAGGAGUGGUUCUUGUCAGUUUCUCCAGCAUGGACAGCCCUGACGGAAAAGGCACUAUAGGCUCUCUGUGGUCAUUGGCUGGGGCUGCUCUGUACGCAGUCUACAUCGUCAUGAUCAAGAGAAAGGUGGACCGGGAAGACAAGCUGGACAUCCCCAUGUUCUUUGGGUUUGUGGGUUUGUUCAACCUGCUCCUCCUGUGGCCAGGGUUCCUUGUGCUUCACUACACAGGCUUCGAGGCCUUCGAGCUGCCCAGCAAGCUAGUGUGGAUCUACAUCCUCAUCAACGGCCUCAUCGGUACCGUGCUCUCCGAGUUCCUCUGGCUCUGGGGCUGCUUUCUCACCUCCUCCCUAAUAGGCACACUGGCCCUCAGCCUCACUAUCCCACUCUCCAUCAUAGCAGACAUAUGCAUGCAGAAGGUGCGUUUCUCCUGGCUGUUUUUCGCUGGAGCGGUUCCCGUAUUCCUCUCCUUCUUCAUCGCCACUCUUUUAUGUCACUACAAUAACUGGGACCCUGUUAUGGUGGCGCUACGAAGAGUGUUUGCCUUUAUAUGCCGCUCGAAACACCGGAUUCAAAGAUUGCCAGAAGACUGCGAACAGUGUGAAAGCCUUAUUCCCUUACACACCGUCUCCCAUGACAAUGAAAGCUUCUGCUUGUGAUGCACCAGCCAAUCACAAGAUUGUGAAUACAGCGCAGAGCAGCGCGCGGAAGGUGAAGUGACAAUCUCAAAACGACCAAACAGAGACCUUACCCCCAGUGCCUCUCAUUCAACCUAUAUAUUCUCUGCAGUGUGGAGAUGACCGAUCCAUCUCUACAAGAUGAACUCGUUUUCCUUUGUACAACGUUGACGCGACUCGUCGUCGACUGAGACCGUGUGUGUUUUGUUAUGUCGGAUUUCGUUGUGUAAAAAGAAGGACUUUAUGGUACUGAAAGUGCCAGCCUUUUAUCAAUGGCUCAAUACUGUCAUGUGGCCUCUUGAAAUGGUACAAGUUUAAAUAAUGAGACAGAGGCUUCAGUCAGACCAUAAGGAGAAAAGCAAAGGUAUUGUUUUUGUUGUGAGGGGAAAAGUGCUCUGAUUGGCUAAUGUAGAUGUAUCCUCUUGUUGGUUGGCUAAUGUAGAUGUAUCCUCUUGUUGGUUUUCUAUAGCCUCACUGCUUGUUCACGGGUGUGGGUUUGGAGCAAGCACAAUUCAGACCUGUUAAUCUAGAAAUAGUAUGGGUGGAAAAAGUUGGUCAUGUACUUCAUUAUCAGGCUGUUUAGGUGAUUUACGAAUCCGAUUUACUGAUCUGUCCAUAUUCAUAAAUGGUCUCAGAGUAGGAGUAUUGAUAUAGGAUUUGUUUAGCCUUUUAGAUCAUAAUGACUAUGAUUAUAUGGACACAGGGGACUUGCAUUAUAUCAGCAAUGCUACUCUAGGACACUUUUUUUAAUACAGGCCCAUUUGUGCAGUGCCUGCUCAGAAUCACUGUGAACAAGCAGUAUCUGACGUUUGAGAUUAGAAGAGAGCUGAGCACAGCUGUUGACUACCGCCUUUGAUUUCUCCCCCAUACUCUACAUCCCUCUAUCUCUGGCCCCUGGCAGCCAGGCUGGAUCAUGAAGGAAAUCUGUGAUGAAGACGUUUGUAUGCGUUCUAAUGUGAACUAAGACUAACCCCUAAACUAAGCUGCAAUACAAAAGUUAUAAUGCUGCUGCCUUUUCAACUGAAAACAGAUGCCAUCUCCAAACAGGUGUAAAUACUGUACUACGCCAUGAAAUGCAAAUAAAUUGUUACUUUAGUUUGUAUUUCACAUAAUGACCCUUCUAUACAAAUAAUAGCUUAGAUGUUCUCAGAUGUUUUACUCCACUUGUUUUUGUAAAUCUUAACUAUGUUAUGACACUAAAAAAGGUGGCAUGGAUUUAAGACAGACCAAGUAAGUAGAUUUUGCAGUAUGUUUAACAAAAGCACUAUUUGCCAUCCAAUUAAGUUCCCUUAGUCUUAAUAGAGACCAUUACCUAAUAAUGAUCUGUUUUAUCAUUUCUACCACUCCUCGGUGGGCAUUAGGAGCCAUGAAUGGAGACUUUAUCUGAUUUGAUUAUCUUCCAACAAUUAUGUUUCAUGGUCAAAUUUAUGCCAUGAUAAUGUUUGUAUGUCCAACAAUUGUAUUUUAGACACAUUUUGUUUGAUCAGCACCUACAAUGCAAAUCAAUCACCCACUCUUAUUCUGCUGCUGAUUUAAUUUGAUGAGUAAAAGCAUAUAUCUUUAGUUUUUUUGUCUCUGUAACCCUUGAUGUACACCAUGACAAGGAGCAUGUUAUCAAUAUUUUUCCAUCAACUGUCAACCUGUGUACAGAACUUUAUGGAGUGUUUUCCCAGUGCUGGGUGUGGAUAGGACACAUUUUAUGACUGGCGAUAAUUGCAGGAAGUAAUUACUUGCCCUGUAAAAAAUUUUUUUUAAAGUUCAGCCCCUUGAGCCAUCUUUAACUUUGUCUAACUCAGUUUUUACUUUCACAUUGUCAAAAAAAAAAUGUAUACCUUAGCCAAUAGCUUUUGUCACUAUCAGCUGUGAUUAAUGCACAAAGGAAAUCAGCUGUGAGAUGUAUUUGGUUGUUUAAUUCAUGGGGUUCCUGUAGUCUAUAUUUGCAAAAACAGGAACUCUGGAACUGUACAUCCUAUAAUAAUUGGUAAGCUAAAAUGUACAUAUGAAAACAAAUGAUCAUAUCAUCCAUUUAUGGAGUUUCUUAUCGAUGGGCAGGGUGCCAGAUACAUAAGUGCAUUGUUUGUCAUUUUUUCAAAACUCAUGUUUUUAAAAUGUGUGUGUUUUCAAAAAUCGAAAAAAAAACAAUCAAUGGUGCUUACGGAAUGGAAUGUGCAUAUAUCGUAUAAAGUGUUUUUUUCUCAGGUACUUUUACUUUAUUUUCCUUUGUCCAAUCAGAUUUUGUUUUGAUAAUGUCCCUUCCUUUAUUAAUGGAUCUCUUUUUAAAAGAUGUAUGCUGAUUUAUAAAAGUGUGAUUAUCAUAGUUUACUGUAUCAUCACAAGCUCUUUUGAUGGGAAGAUUCACCCAUUUUGAAUCUUAUAUUGUUUUUGUGCAUCUCUGAGCGAUGUUCUAUUUAUUCUUGGGAUCAUGCACAAAAACAAUGUAAAAAAAAUAAAAUAAUAAUAAAUGGGUGAAGGUGAAUCUUUCUUUUGUCUUUGUUGUUCCGUAAGUCCCUUUUCAAUGUUAUGCUGCACUAUUAAAACUUUGUGAAGGUAUAUUUUCAUUCUUGUCUCUGCCAUAAUUAUCUUUUCAAUGUGGGCAUGACGCCAGUGCUAUUUCUUUUGUAAGAAUGAUGUCUUUAAUAGUGAUUUUUGUCCUGGUAUCCCCACCUUCUCCCUAAAUGAAGAUACUUAUUUUUGCCAUAUCAUUUACUAUUGUGAUCUUAAAAUAUAAACUUAUUUAAAUAAAAUCACAAAAAAUGUU